GCCUCACUCGGCGCCUCCGGCAUUCUCUCCUCACAGAGCUGCAGACAUGGCUGGGGGUCCCGCGCUUUCGGAGGCGGCGGCUGCAGAGCCUGCCCUGGUCAGCUCCGUCACUGUGUACUCCCUAGCGGCCUGCGCUGCCCAGCUGGCCGUGGGCUAUGUGCUGGCGCAGCGUCUGGGCACGAAGUGCUCCGGCGUUGACAGGUGGGCGCUGGUCUGGCUCUUCUAUGACGCGAUUGUGCAUUUCACCCUGGAAGGUCCUUUUGUCUACCUGUCUUUAGUAGGAACAGUGGCGACAUCUGACAGUACUUUGGCUUCGUUGUGGAAAGAAUAUGGAAAAGCAGAUGCUCGGUGGCUCCACUCAGACCCAACAAUUGUGUCCCUUGAAAUCCUUACUGUUGUCUUGGAUGGUCUUUUAGCUGUAGUCCUAAUUUAUGCCAUCAUUAAAGAUAAAUACUACAGGCACUUUGUACAAAUAACAUUGUGUGUAUGUGAAUUAUAUGGAGGAUGGAUGACAUUCUGUCCAGACUGGCUAAUUGGUAGCCCCAACCUAAAUACUGCCAAUUGGCUUUAUAUGUGGGUGUACCUGGUGUUCUUUAAUGGCAUAUGGGUCAUUAUCCCCGCUCUCUUACUGUGGCAGUCCUGGCUUGAGCUUGAAAAAAUGCAUCUUGGCAAGAGAAACCCCGGAAAGAAGAUAAGAUGAACAAAUGAAAGCCACUUACAUGCGUGCGGAGAGUGACAUCAAAUAAAAGUUCUUUCAGCCACAUUGCAGCCAGAUGCACUCCCCGUCUGCAUCAGAAAAUGGCUAUUUUUAUAAUAAUGGAGAAUGCAUUUUAGAGCUGUUUAUUGGGGAAAGUACAUUUUAAUAAUCACAAUCUGUUUUGAUGUGUAUGUCAUUAGGGGAUGUUUAAUGUGCAAAAUCAUGGUUUCAGCUACCUCCCCCUUCUGGGAAAUAUUUGCCAAUUAGCGUAGUUGAUAUAAUUUAUAUUUUUAUAAAGUGUUUACAAUUUGCUGGUGA
Messenger RNA from Spea bombifrons (plains spadefoot toad), 1015 nucleotides. RefSeq names its product EBP like (gene EBPL). Bases 47 to 700 code for a protein of 217 amino acids. NCBI's taxonomy places the organism in Eukaryota, Metazoa, Chordata, Amphibia, Anura, Pelobatidae. Gene Ontology annotation, molecular function: cholestenol delta-isomerase activity. Gene Ontology annotation, cellular component: endoplasmic reticulum; membrane. Gene Ontology annotation, biological process: sterol metabolic process. The record is from RefSeq and is a predicted model, not a curated record. The transcript is spliced from 4 exons.